Molecule: messenger RNA, 8421 nt
Organism: Leucoraja erinaceus (little skate)
Lineage: Eukaryota; Metazoa; Chordata; Chondrichthyes; Rajiformes; Rajidae
Product: potassium voltage-gated channel subfamily A member 3-like
Exons: 2
Coding region: 1201-2652 (483 amino acids)
Biological process (GO): protein homooligomerization; potassium ion transmembrane transport
Cellular component (GO): voltage-gated potassium channel complex; membrane
Molecular function (GO): protein binding; delayed rectifier potassium channel activity
Source: RefSeq, a predicted model, not a curated record
GUUAUAAACAAUGCGUUGACAUGGGGAAGUGAAACAUUGGGUCAUAGGACUAUGUUGUGAAAUCCCUCGAAAGACUCAACUUCUGUUUUCAUUAAGAAAGAUGCCAGUUGCUGAAUAAUACUUUAUUGGGGCAGUUGGUGCAGUUGGGGAUUAGUAACAUAUGAACAAGUGUUUCAGUAAUGUCGGGACGUUUAUGUUGGGACGGUGCAAGUGUUGUAAACGACAAUGAUAGUAUAAACCUUAGUAGAAACUGCAAUAAAAACAGCUCCAGGUAUCGAGCGAUUAGGUAUCGUGAUAAAGGUUUGCUCUUAUUCUGUCAGCUUCCAUAUGCACAAUGUCAUAGAUUAAAGUGAAAUUAUACAAAACUUCCUGUAAAGAUGAACUCUCACUUCUGGAAGUUGAGGGGGUGCUUCACCGCCCUCCACUCCCCACCGGAGCUCAGCACCGGGGACCCUGGUGGUAAAAAGGCGGGCGGCUGCCUGUUGCUACAGCAGCUCCUGGAUGGUUCACGUUCCUGUGCAGUCGGCUCUCUGUUGGAGUGGAGGGCGAUCAUAUCCUGGCCCGCGGUCUCUCUCUCCCCCACACUCGCACAUCCACUCUCUCCCGAUCCACGAGUUACUGUCAUUCCUGCAGUAACUCGAAUCGUUAACAUUUUUUUCCCACAUGGUCAAGGUAACGAGCAGACAUUGACUUGCAAGGAGAGCGAGGCAGCCGCGGGGAGCUGGCAAAAGUCAGCUUGGAGUUGCACAGAAUGGGGGUGUGGAGCUGGAUCUUUGCCGGCAGUGUCACUCAGUAAGGCGGGAGGGGGGAGGUCCAACGUCAGUCCCGUGGAGUAUAAAUCGGAGGGGUGAACGCCGCCCGGGAGGGCGACUGUACGCCGUGUGAGUCGGGGAAGGGGCAGCUUCUGUCUGCGCGGAGAGUCAGACGUGAUUCUCUCGCUGUGGAGGAGCGUCGGCUUCACGUCAGCGCCGGCGAUGGUGUGGGGCUGAGCUAUUUUCAAUGCUGAGUCCCUGCCCAUCUGUCCGUGUCUAUGUGGGACAGAGAGAGCGGAGGCGCGGAGCGGGGCUGGCUGUGAGAAUCCACAGGCGGGGGCUGAUCGAGGAAAUGCGAGGCGGCGCGCUGGGGGCAGAUCAGAGACGGAGGCAGACCCAACUUGGCCCCAGCCAUCGGUGAGGAGCGAGGAGAGCUCCCCGACCCAAGAUGACACUGGUGGCAGAGGAAAACAUCGACGAGUCGGUGGCGUUGGCCACGUUUUCUCAGGGCAGCUGCGACCCCGAGCUGCUGGGGCACGAGUGCUGCGAGCGGGCUCUCAUCAACAUCUCGGGGCUGAGGUUCGAGACACAGCUGAGGACCCUGGCCCAGUUCCCCGACACCUUGCUCGGCGACCCGCGGAAGAGGAUGCGCUACUUCGACCCGCUUCGCAACGAGUAUUUCUUCGACAGGAACCGGCCCAGCUUCGACGCCAUCCUCUAUUACUAUCAGUCGGGCGGCCGGCUGAGGAGACCCGCGAACGUGCCCGUCGACAUUUUCAUGGAGGAGAUUAAAUUUUACGAGAUGGGGGAAGAGGCCAUCGACAAUUUCCGCGAGGAGGAAGGUUUCAUUAAAGAGGAAGAGCGCAUCUUGCCGGCCAACGAGUACCAGCGGCAGAUUUGGCUGAUGUUCGAGUACCCGGAGAGCUCAGGUUCCGCCAAGGGCAUCGCCAUCGUGUCCGUGCUCGUCAUCCUCAUCUCCAUCAUCAUCUUCUGCGUGGAGACCCUGCCCGAGUUCCGCGAAGAUGCGCUCCUGGAGCCCAGGACGGUGGCUGUCAAUGGCACCGGCACGCUGGGGGCAAACAUAUUCACCGACCCCUUCUUCAUCAUCGAGACUCUCUGUAUUGUCUGGUUCUCCUUCGAACUGUUGGUGAGAUUUUUCUCGUGUCCCAGCAAAUCCACCUUCUCCAAGAACAUCAUGAACAUCAUAGACAUCGUGGCCAUCAUCCCCUACUUCAUCACCCUCUUCACUGAGUUGGUCUACCACCAGUCCAACGGGCAGCAGACCAUGUCCUUGGCCAUCCUCAGGGUCAUCCGGCUGGUUCGCGUCUUCCGCAUCUUCAAGCUCUCCAGGCACUCCAAGGGUCUCCAGAUCCUGGGCAAAACCCUGCAGGCCAGUCUGAGGGAGCUGGGUCUUCUCAUGUUCUUCCUCUUCAUCGGUGUCAUCCUCUUCUCCAGCGCCGUCUACUUCGCCGAGACGGACGACCCGGAUUCUAGCUUCUCCAGCAUCCCAGACGCUUUCUGGUGGGCAGUGGUCACCAUGACCACCGUGGGCUACGGGGACAUGCACCCCAUCACCAUCGGAGGUAAGAUCGUGGGGUCCCUGUGCGCCAUCGCCGGGGUGUUGACCAUCGCGCUGCCCGUGCCCGUCAUCGUGUCCAACUUCAACUACUUCUACCACCGGGAGAACGAGCAUGAGGAGCAAGUCGAGUACAUGCACAUCAGCACCGGGCAACAGGCGAACUCCCUGGGGCAGCUCAAGGCCAGCGAUCAGUCCCUCAACAAGAGCGAAGCGGAAGACAACGUGGACGCGUUGAUCAAUGAUCAUCAGUACCCCGACUACACCCCCAUCAAACAGAGGUCGUCAGACAACCAAACUAGGAAAAAAUUCACCGACGUAUGAUGGACGGGAGGGACGGAGCGGGGACUGAAAAAAUCUCCAUCAAGUCACGUUAACAACAGACAUUUUCUGAUGUUCAGCCUCACUAUCCCACGGAGGCUGAAAAUUGUACAAACACAUUCGUGGCAGAAUUAGAUCUCGGCGGUGGAAUGCGCCGGAUUGUUCAACAAUGUUUUAGCUUUGCGAUCAACAUGUUAAAUUGUCGACAUUUUCUGCGGUUUCCUCUAAGGAGACCGCCGCUUGUUUUUGCUUUGAUUUACACAGCCCGUUAUUCUACUUUCAGCUGAUCUUUAAAGCAUACCAGCUAAAUUGAAUUAAAAAAACCCAGACUGAAGAAGGGUCUCGCUACAAAGGGUCUUCUGUACAAAGAUGCUGCCUGUCCCACUGAGUUACUCCAUCAAUUUGUGUCUACCUUCGAUUUAUACCAGCAUCUGCAGUUCUUUCCUACACAAAAGCCCAGACCAAGUGUAUUGUUUCACCGAUCCCAGUGAUUCUGUGCCGGGCGGGGGUUCGGGGAUUUCGAUAGCGAGCGUGUGUGUUUCCACGGGGAAGUGGGUUUAGACCCCACGCCCACCCUUCGCCACCUCAGCGGAAAAACGCCUGACUCCAAGGGGCAAGAAACAUUGCUUCAGGAUUUUCAAACCAGUUGGAAAACGAUUGCAAAGAAAGCGGAGGCGGCAGAGCGAGGAAUCAAAUAGCAAUCAGAGAAAGAGAGAGAGAGGAGCAAAAGGUGGACCACUAACGAGAACAAACAGCUUCUGGUACAAUGUCAGAAAUGAACGCCCAAAUUGCAACGACUCCACCAUUCAACUGACCCCGACCCUCCGGAGGUUUUGUCAAGCACUUUUCAUUAGAAUAGCUAAUAAAUUCGAUCAAUUCGACGUGCCAUCGCCCCUCUCCAAGCUCCACGGGCGGAGAGCGGGCUAAAGCCCCUUCGCUUGUUCACCAUCAGCGACAUUGUGUUUUUUUUUUAAUAUCGAAGUUCGCAUUUGUGAGGAAAGGGGGAUCGGUACGUUAAAGCAAUGGUGGCUGUGCUUGCAUUCGUGCCAUUUUGUGCUGCUCCCGUGGUUCCGCUUGCUCGCCAGCCCUACCCCUCCUGAGAGGACGAGCGUGGCCGAGGAGAGACACAACAAGGACACGUGUGAGCUCCGGCUGCGCCGCCGACUCGUCAGCACCUCCCCGUGGCGUCGGCGGUCGGCAUAGCAACCGCCGUCUCGCCCGCCGGCCCGAGCUGUCAAUGAGACCAAACCCUUCACAACUGACUGCGUUAUUCUACAAAAGCGCCCAGACAUCGCUGGCUUGCAGCCUCUAGACAAUGUAUCACUGCCGUGGAGCAGGAUCGAAUUAUUCUCUAUCCAAUGGCUCAACGUGUUACAAUUUAGCUCCCAGAACCGACACAACUGACGUGUUGUAAACCAGCAUCUGCAGUUCCUUGUAUAUCUCCAAUUCAGCCCAACCUUGACUCUGUUUUAACAGCGCAGCUGUGCAUCGAAACCAACGUGAAUACAUUUUACCUUGCGAAUAAUCAAUCGCUAUUUUUCAAUUACAAACUGGCAAAAUUUAACAAUUGAAAUUAUUUCCAACCGUUACUGACUUUAAGGACAGAAAUGUUGGCGUAACGCAGCAGGUCAGGCAGCAUCUCUGGAGAACAGCUGGCGUUUCGGGUCUGGACCCUUCUGUAUCUGAAGAGGCCCCGAUCCGAAACAUCACCUAUCCAUGUUCUCCAGAGAUGCUGCCUGACCCGCUGGGUUGCUCCAGCACUUGAUGUCCUUUUGUGUAUUAACCAGCAUUUGCAGUUCCGUCUUUCGACAUUACUGAUUUAAACCCCAGCACAGGGAUCAUCGUGUGUGUCCUGACAAAUUGCCUGGCAAUUAGCCACAUUGACCCUGCCUAUUGGCGAGCGGAUUUCUGACAAACUCACGACCGGCGGAUUGCUGUGAAAUCGAGGGGCCAAAUCCGACGUGAAGCAGCCCAGUUAGUCGUAGAUAAGUCGCGCCCUGGUCAUAGACUGUACGGGAAUUCCACGUGGAGAGGGGAGCCAACUCUCACUGGAAUUCGGAACCGAAGUCCCUCGGGAAAAGGACGAGGGGACGCUCCCUUUGAUCAUUUCAAGACUUUCCGUGUCGGAACACGCAUUGGGGAACUUGAAGCAAUGACUGAUAAUUCCUUAGCGAACUCUGGCCGAUCACCAGACGCGACCCAGUGGGCCACUGAGCUGCUUGAAAUUCCCAAGUCCGUUGUGAAGGCCUCGGGAGGUCUCAGGAAGGGACUAAACGCAGCCAAAUAGCUUCGCAUGCCACACAGGGGGACGGAGAGGUUUCCAGUCAUCGGGAAAACCAAGAGACAUGGAGUGGCCAGUUUGUGACGGCACGGUGUGAGGAACAAAAUGAUUUGGUAUAUUACCCCGUCUGUACACCAGCUGAUGAAUCAACACCUGCUGCAUGAUGUAGGAUGAAAUAACUCAUUCUGAAUCGAUGUGCGAAACAUGUUGAGAAAGCCCUGAACUACAAGAGUAGAAUUGGAAGAAAAUAAACAGGUACAUUAACCCAUUGGAAAAAGUGGAUCCCACACAUGCUGUUUCUGCUACUGUGUUAAGACAGAACCCAAUCCUGUUCUGUAACUAAUAUUCAAGCACCAUUUCGAAAUGUAUGUGAUCUAAUUUUGAUGAUAUUGUUUUCCUCCUCACCUUGUGAAGGCCAAGGUUUUUAUAUUUUCAUUUUAUUUUAAGUUAAUUUUACACAAAAUGUGGAGGACAUGUGCAUCGCAAGGGAAUAAAUUUAAAUUUAUAUAGAUGUUCUUACUAUUCCAAUCACACAAUAUGCCUAUUACAUAUAAUUUGAACCAUUGAAAAUACCAGAUAUUUAAUUUGGGCUGCAAAUAUCCCAACUAAAAUUUAACUUGUGGGGUCAACGAUCAAUUGUGGGCAGUGAAUACUGUUCUGAUACUGUGGAUUUAAUCUUGUGGGUAAAUUGUUCAAAUAUCUAUUUUUGUAUAUAUGAUAUAUGUUUUAUAACAAAUGAUUGAGUUUACUCGUGAUAUGUUAAUUAUUAAAGCUCUAGGGUUUUAGUUAAAUUGAUUUCAAUUUCUUUGGAAGACCUGUUCAGGGUGACAGUGGUAAAUAUUUCAGUGAGAAAUUCAGUUGCAUUUUAACAUGCUAUGAUUUGUUGGUGAGGCCUAAUGCAUCUUUUCAAAUUAUCAAUGCACUUUUGUCAGAUCAUUGUAUCAUUGUAAUUAAAGACAUCUACCUCAGUUUGAUGUAUUCACUCAUUUUUCUUUUAUUUAUGUGAUAAUACAUUUUUGACAUUAUUAUGUGUUCUUGUAUGGUGAAGCAUUUUGGAAACCUCCAUAAAUACCUCAACAUCUAUGCCUCAGAUGCCAGAGGUUAUUGUGAAAUGAUCAACACCAUCUUGGUUGUAAAAACACAAAUAAAAAGGAGAGGUUAUGAUUCCAGUCUAAGUGUUGGAUAUAUAAAGAACAGGAAUUAGAAGAAGCCUUUUGUUGCAACAUUACCAGAAUGAUGAGUGUCUUGCCUCUAGUGGUGAUCAAUUCUAACAUUCCAUUCUUAUACCUGCAAUACGAAUAUUCACAUAUCACCAUUAUAUUUGUGGUUUUAAUGGGCUAACUGUUGUGUUUUCAGAUGAAUAGUUUGGGUUCUAAGCAGGCUGAUUGAAAAUUGAUAAAAUACAAAUCAGAUCCAAGGGACUAGAUUUCCCUCUUCCAUCGGAGUAGAUUUUGUGUGAUUGUUCAAAGGCCUCAUCGGUUUCAAGGACUAGGCCUUCCUUAGCAUUGAGUCAGAAGACUGCAGGUAAUUCUGAGAUCAUUGAUCAAUCUGCUGACUGUCACCUUAGCCAGAGGAUCGCAGGUUUGUAGUAGGUUCCCUGGAUGGGAAAUACCUGGCUCCUCACAAAGAUAAAGUAAAAUAUAUUGUUUGGCCCCUCUGGUAUUGUGAAGAAUGUGCAUAUUGCACAUUCCAUCCAAUUUAUUCCUAAAGUGGCUUUAAGGUUAGAAUGACAUAAAUAGAACCUUGAUAUAAAUGGAGUCGACUGAGUGUCAGUGAGAAUGGAAUGGUGACAACAGAGACUGGAAUGGUAAGCAUGUCGAUCCCAUUUUAAAUGGAUACAGAUCCAUUUUUAAAAGUUAUGAGGUCUUAAAAUUAACUCGAUGAAGACUUUUCUGAAAGAAACAAUACGCAUGUCAACCUGUUCCACAUCCUUCUUAAUCAUAAUGUGGAAACAAUUAUUAAGACAUUUAUCGUGUUUAUGGCAAGGAACUUUGUUUGGAGCUGUUGUCUUCUGCCAGGUGACAGGAGGUGAAUCAUGAUUGAAUACAACUCCAUAUUUACUGCUUGAAUGUGGGUUUCAGUUUCCCAUUCACCAUUCACCAUUUAUUCUUCUGAGAGACGAGACAACGAGGACAACAUGCCAUGUCCAUAUUUGUCCUUAUAGCAUGUUGACAUAAACUUCACCGUACAAUAUUGGCAGACAAGAUACUGUGAUACAUAUGGUGAACCCCGAGUACUGUGAAUACUACAUACUGAAUAUUACUACACCAAAAUUUGCUGCAAUCCAGCAAUUAAGUGUUAUGCGUUAAGGGUGUUGAGGAUAAUAUCUAACAGUAAAAAGGUCAAUGCUCUAGGGUACAAUUCAACUCUUGUAAUUUUUUCAUUCUGUUCAAACCUUAGCCAACCAAGCACUAUAGAGAGCUGCAGUUUGCCAUUCAUUUUAUAGGUCCAGCCCUGGUUAUACUUCCCAAAACUCUUUUAACCAUUUCUCAGCCCACCUUCCCAACUGAUCAAGCUCCGGCUGCAUUUUUGAUAACAUGUUCAUAAUAUUGAUAUUUACUGAGUUAUUAAGAACUAACUAAUGUCUUUGAAAAAAAUGAAAAGUAAAUUCUUCAGUUAUAUGAAAUUACUUAUCACAACAUUAAUAGUGUAAAUCUGUCAUCUAUUUGAUGAACAGUUGUAAUCAAUCAUUCAUGAUUUCUAUCACAAGCUUUCAAAUAUCCACGUUUUAUGUUCCAUGUUUCUUCAUUAACAUGGUUAUUCUCAAUGCUGUGAUUGAGAAAUAACUGUAUAGAAACAUAAAAAAAUAAGUGCAAGAGUAGGCCAUCGGCCCCGUGAGCCAGCACCACCAUUCAAUAUGAUCAUGGCUGAUCAUCCAAAAUCAGUACUGAUCCAAAAUUAGUAUCCCUUACCCUAAGAGCUAAAUCUAACUCUCUCUUGAAAACAUCCAGUGAAUUGGCGUCCACUACCUUCUGUGGCAGAGAAUUCCACAAAUUCACAACUCUCUGGGUGAAAAUGUUUUUCCUCAUCUUAGCCCAAAAAGACCUACCCCUUAUUCUUAAACUGUGACCCCUGGUUCUGGACUCCCCAACAUUUUUCCUGCAUCUACCCUGUCCAAUCCUCUAAGAAUUUAAUAUGUUUCUAGAAGAUCCCCUCAUCCUUCUAAAUUCCAGCGAAUAGAAGCACAGUUGACCCAUUCUUUCAUCAAACAUCAGUCCUGCCAUCCCGGGAAUUAACCUGAUGAACCUAUGCUGCACUUCUUCAAUAGCAAUAAUUUCCUUCCUCAAAUUAGGAGACCAAAAUUGCACACAAUACUCCAAGUGUGAUCUCACCAGGGCCCGGUACAACUGCAGUAGGACCUCCUUGCUCCUAAACUUAAAUCUUCUCGCAAUGAAGGCCAAAAUUCCAUUGGCUUUCUUCACUGUCUGCUAUACCUGCAUACUUACUUUCAGUGACUGUACAUCACACCCAGGUCUCAUUGCACCUCCCCU